Messenger RNA from Acanthosepion pharaonis, 558 nucleotides. Lineage: Eukaryota; Metazoa; Mollusca; Cephalopoda; Sepiida; Sepiidae. The record is from the annotation of a GenBank genome assembly.
AUGAUCAGCACAGACUCUUCACUCUCUCCCACACUCUCUAUCUCCUCCUCUAUGAUCAGCACAGACUCUUCACUCUCUCCUACACUCUCUAUGAUCAGCACAGACUCUUCACUCUCUCCUACACUCUCUAUGAUCAGCACAGACUCUUCACUCUCUCCACACUCUCUGAUCAGCACAGACUCUUCACUCUCCUACACUCUCUACUCUUCACUCUCUCCUACACUCUCUAUGAUCAGCACAGACUCUUCACUCUCUCCCCACUCUAUGAUCAGCACAGACUCUUCACUCUCUCCCACACUCUCUAUGAUCAGCACAGACUCUUCACUCUCUCCUACACUCUCUAUGAUCAGCACAGACUCUUCACUCUCUCCUACACUCUCUAUGAUCAGCACAGACUCUUCACUCUCCUACACUCUCUAUGAUCAGCACAGACUCUUUCACUCUCUCCCACUCUCUAUGAUCAGCACAGACUCUUCACUCUCUCCCUCUCUCUCCUCAUUCACACAGACUCUUCAUCCCAGCACAGACUCUUCACUCUCUCCCCUACACUCUCUAUGA